Dibothriocephalus latus is the source of this 714-nucleotide messenger RNA. Lineage: Eukaryota; Metazoa; Platyhelminthes; Cestoda; Diphyllobothriidea; Diphyllobothriidae. The record is from the annotation of a GenBank genome assembly.
AUGUCUGACGCUAUUGACCGUCGAGGUCGAAGAGAUGAAUAUGACUUUGACUCUUCAGAUGAAGAGGAUAUCCGUAAUACUGUGGGAAACGUGCCAAUGCAUUGGUACGAUUCUUUUCCCCAUGUCGGAUAUGAUUCGUCUGGUCGGCCAAUCAUGAAGCCAGGCUCUAAAACGGGAGAACAGGACGCAAUUUCAAGUUUUCUGCAAGGAACGAGUACCGAGAAUGGUGAAGAAGGUUCUGAAUGGCGCACCGUCAUAGAUCCACGAACCGGUCAGGCUGUUGUCCUUAGUGAUCGUGAUUUGGAGAUUGUUACGCGCAUGAGCUCCGGGAAGGGCGUACUUGGGGAUAAAGAAGACGACCUUUAUCAGGUUUUCUGCUCUUUACUUGUGUUUAUCGUUGUACAGCCAUGGGAUGAUUUCUUUUCAGGUGACGUUCUCCAGAUGCCUGUUACCGCCCAUCCACCACAGAAACGCUCAUUUAUACCUUCACUUUUGGACCGACGGCGGGUAGGCCGCAUCACUCACGCCAUUAAAAUGGGCUGGAUUAGGCCGCGUCUGCCACCUUGGGCCUUAGAGGACAGCAAUGAUAUGGAACAGUUGCGACGCUACAGUAUGUACCUUACCACAGGCAAACCUAAUGUCCUGGAGGACGAAGUGGAGGAAGACAUUCUGGGCUUCUCUUCGUCCGUCCUGCCCAUAUGCACCUUCCCUGAU